GUCUUGGGGUAGCUGCUUCCUGGGCUUGGAUCGUGGCCAUUCCUCCUUCUUUAGCUUUGUGGAGUUUGGGGACAGAGGUCCCACAGUGGAGAUCAAGGGAGUUGGUUUUCAUACAUCUGUUAACUCCACCUAAACAUCUUGGUCCUGCCUCUGCUGUUGGUCUCAGGACUCCUUUUCCCCUGGGUGUGAAUGCAUGUUGCUCUGAAAUGAAAUUUCCUGUGCAAAGUGGCAGAAGAUGCCAUAGAAGUUCCUGAUCUGCCAUUUUUAGACAGCAGAGUAAGAGAACCAGCCAUCCUAGGAACUGAAAUCAAGGGGAUAUAUUUAUUUGACCAACAAACAUGGUUAGCAUUGAACUAAGUAUUGCUAAGCAAAUGAAUCUAAAGGCCUGAAACUUAGGGGUCAGGAAGCAAAAGGCAUUCAAGCAGCUCCAGUCACAGGACUGAACCUACCCCCCAGGAAGAGAUCCUCUUUGGCUGAGAAAUGUGAAGUUGAACUGAAGAGGACCCAAAGUCAAAUUGUGAGGCAGAAACUCAGCCCCCGGAUCUGGACCACUUUCAUUGAUCUUGGAGCUUUCUAUAGUGUACUGUUGUCUUUCUGAGGUGCCCCAUGGAAAACCAAAACCAAAAAGGUCCCCCAUCAAACAAGGGUUCAGAAGGAACAGGAGAGGACCUCCAGGCAGGGAGCGAGGGGGAAUCCCGAAAAUGGGUACUAUGGGAACAGUUUAAAAAAGAAAUGCUCGAGGAACAAUCUCGCAGACGGGAAGCCAAACAGAAGAAAUUCCCUCAGGGAGCAGUGUCUGCGCGGGUGUUGGCAGAGGCUGCGUGCGGUGAUGACACUCCAGCACUGCCACCCUCCUUCCAUCAAGAUGCUGAAGCAUGCCGGAGGUCUAGGAAAGUGUCUGUUGUGAGGCACACAAGGGACCUGGAGAAGCAGACCCUUCUGCCAGCAGACGCCUGCCUCCUGAUCAGGGAACUGGGCCCACAGACUUGCUCCCCAGCUGUGGGUCUGGCUGAGGCUUCCCUGAUGAGACAGCUGGAGUGCCAAAGGCAGAAACACCAGGUGGCAUUGGAGGAGGCUCUCCCGGGUUCCCCUGCAGUGGAGGAAGCUUCAGAAUCUGUUCCUAGUUUGGGAGGUUGCAGGACUGCCAGGGAAAGCACAGUGCUGGCAGGAACCGACACAGGUGACCUGCAGCAGAGUGAGAAUUGGGGGGAUCCAAGUGGGAGAUCCUCAGAACAAACUGAACAAGAAGAACAGAAAGAGAACCUCUGGAAUCAAGAAGGUCCAGCGAGGCAGGCGGAAAAGCACAAAGAAAAGAGGACUGAGAAAACCACAGAAGACAAUGAAACAGAAAGGGAGGAGAAUGAGCAGCUAGAGGCUCAGUUGACUACCCACACAGAGGGGAAACCAAACAAAGACUUGGAGAAUGUCUGUCAGAGCAAAACCCUUUCUGGAGAUAAAAAUCUCCAUGGAAAAGAGAGGCCCUAUAAAUGCUUGGUGUGUGAAAAGGACUUUUGUCGGAAACAAAUCCUUACUAGACAUCUAAGAUCCCACACAGGGGAGAAGCCAUUCAAAUGCUCUGAUUGUGACAAAAGCUUUAGGUAUUCACAAGGCCUUAUUUAUCAUAAAAGAAUUCACACAGGAGAGAGGCCCUACAAAUGCUCAUACUGUGACAAAAGCUUUAGGCAGCAAUCCCACCUCACUGCGCAUAAAGGAAUUCACACAGGAGACAGACCAUAUAAAUGCCCACACUGUGAAAAAAACUUCACUCAAAAAAUUCAACUUACUAAGCAUGAAACAACCCACACAGUGGAGGAAUCAUAUCAAUGCUCCCACUGUGGAGAAAGUUUUCCUAAUAAAUCAGAUCUUCUUCUACAUCAAAGGACUCACAAAGAGAAGAAACCAUAGACCUGCUUGGAAGAUGGGGAGAGUUUCCAUCACACAACUCCUUCUGCAUGCCAAAGAAGCCACAGAAAGAGACACUGUUCAAAUGCACACAUUUGGGCUUUUAAAGUGCCGAGUUUAAUGCAGCCAGUUCUUUGAUUAAAAAUGGGGAGAAAUUUGAUGAAUAAAGAUUUUCCUAUUGAUUUCACAUCUAGCAGCUGUCCUCUUUUGAGAGAUCUGGGCUUCCUCCCAAUGGAGAAGACUGGUUCACCCUCAGGUGGUAGUGAAGACGUUUCCAGUAACUAGCCAAUUCUCCAUCUGAUCAUAAACCAGAUUCUGCACCGGGUUAACUUCAAUGUGAACUUAUGACUGAGGAGGAAGAGAAUUGUUGGCAAAAUCCCCCUCUCUCUCUCCAGCAUUUAGUGGAACAAGCAGCUGCUGCUUUUUAGAUGUUUUUAAUGUCCAUAUGGGAACCUAUUUGUUCUGCUUACGAAUAAAGUCAAAUGUAUUUUUCUCA
This is a messenger RNA of Hemicordylus capensis (graceful crag lizard), 2398 nucleotides long. Its product is annotated as zinc finger protein 586-like. Gene Ontology annotation, molecular function: RNA polymerase II cis-regulatory region sequence-specific DNA binding; DNA-binding transcription factor activity, RNA polymerase II-specific. The record is from RefSeq and is a predicted model, not a curated record. NCBI's taxonomy places the organism in Eukaryota, Metazoa, Chordata, Lepidosauria, Squamata, Cordylidae. The coding region runs from base 607 to 1905 and encodes 432 amino acids. Gene Ontology annotation, biological process: regulation of transcription by RNA polymerase II. The transcript is spliced from 5 exons.